AUGAAGAUAUGGUCACCAUAUAUUUUUCAUUUGUUAUUCUUUUCUAUUCUAGAAAUCGAUUGCGAUGGAAAGAGAAUUUGUAUCCGAAAAUUCCAUACUGUCCAGAAUGAUUCAUUUUUUCAAAGAAUUGAGGUACCGUCACCAUUGCGAUGUGCGGAACGAUGCAUUGACAAUAUUGAGUAUUGCAAAGCUGCACUGUUCAUUCCUAAAGAAAAUAAGAAUAGAGGGUUCUGUCAGCUGUAUGGUGCAAAUUCGAAUUCAAGCGGUAUUUCACUGGAUAUUUCUUUCAAUUCGAUCAGUACAGUAUUCGAAGUUCUUGAUCAGUGUCCGGUAACAAAUGGUUACGCAAGUUCGGGAAGUGAUUUGGGAGAGGCGAUAAAAUUAGAGCUAAAGCAGAAACUUGAGUCAUGGACUGACCCAGCACAGAUAUUUCAGCUUUCUAAAAAUGGAGGUCCGACCAGAAAGAGAACUAGUGGACCAGUCAGACCAGUAAUUGAUGGGUUGAUAUCAAUGGCUCAAGGUACCUUUAAUCCCUCAUCUUCACCUUACACCAACAAGUUAUUGCCGCGUGCCAAUCAUUACCCAUCUUCUUUACUGAAAAAUUCCAAUACCAGCGAUAAUUAUCCACCGAAACAGAGUUAUUCAUUUUCAACCAACGAAAUACAGCUUUCGUCACCAAUUAAACCGGUUUCUGUAAGGCAUGGUCAACAAGGAUCAAUUUAUGGCAGAUGCCAAGGAGCCAAUUGUUACGUACCGUCAUUAUCUUACCUCCAAAAAACGGACUACAAUUGGCCAUGCUCAGUUUAUUCACUUCCUUGCGAAUCAAAAAGACCUGACCCCUGUUUUACUACAUGUCCGCAAAGCGGUAUUUCUUCCCUCAGUUCGAUUCCCAAAGCAACAUUGUUGAAUGAAGAAGAAUGGCCCGGCAGCUAUAUUAACAAGAAACAGCCAUCCAAUAAAUCUAAACAAAGUAAAGAACUUUUACAAUCGCAAGGUGUACCGCACGGCCCCGUACAAUUACUGUCAACGUCGAUGCAGCCUACUGAGAGUAUGGUAAUUUCCUGGUCGGAAUGGUCACCGCAAACUCCAUGUUCGGUUACUUGUGGAAUAGGUAUCAGUACGCGAAGACGAUUUUGUUCAGUCGAUGGACAAUGUUUAGGUGAAUCCAUGAAAGAAGAAUUGUGCAGUAAUGCUCCAUGCCCAGAAUGGAAGCCUUGGUCAGAAUGGACCGCGUGCUCGCGGAGUUGUGAUGGUGGUGAGCGAUCGCGAUCGCGUGUCUGUUCUAUCAGUCAGCAAUGUGAUGGACCAUCCAUGAGCAUUGAAGCAUGCAAUGUAGAGAAGUGUGCCCAAUGGACUGCAUGGGGCAGCUGGGAAGUAUGCUCUGUAACUUGCGGAGUAGGACAACAAAUAAGACGAAGGCAAUGCAUAGGCGGUAAUAGAUGCGUUGAGGAAACUCUUGAGAAAAAGGCGUGCAAACAACUCCCUUGCCCUUCUUGGUCCAUUUGGGAAGCGUGGAGUACGUGUAGUGUUAGCUGUGGUAAUGGACAUAGGCAUCGAACAAGGAUUUGCUACGAUAGCAAAAAUUGUACCGGAGAUCCAGAAGAACAUGAAGUAUGCAUUAGGAAUUCGUGUCCGCAGUGGACCGACUGGUCUUCGUGGACACAGUGCACUGAAACUUGCGGUACGAAAGGAAAUAAACUCCGCAUAAGGACCUGUUUGAAAGAUAAUUUGAUAAGUUCGCUUUGCGAUGGUGCAGCACAAGAUCAGAUAGCAUGCCAAGAUCUUCCAGAAUGUCCUAGCUGGAUCUCAUGGAGUUCCUGGUCAACGUGUAGUGUCACCUGUGGGCAUGGGCAAGAAAACAGACAACGAUCCUGCCUUCCGAUAGGCGCGAAAUGUAUCGGUACUGAGAGCGAGUUUCGAUUUUGUCAGGAAUCGGUGUGUCCUUACUGGGAUGAAUGGUCUCCAUGGAGUUCAUGCUCUGUCACCUGUGGUUCUGGAACUCGUGAACGAAGAAGAAAAUGUGUAAAAGACGGUGUAAUUAAGGCUGUAGCUAAAGAAGGCUUCUCUUCAGGAAGUGGUCAGCAUGCAUAUUUAACAAACAGUAUCAAACAGAAAGUUAUUCCUCUAUAUAUGAGUGAUCGAUCCGCAAAUGAUCAAGUUGACAUUAAAAUGCAGAGUAAUACUGCGCAACGCAGUGGUAAUCCAUUAAUGUCAACUAACUCCUUCGUUGAUGGAAAUAUUUCUGUGGUUAAGAUUAUUCGAGACAAUAACGGUUGCACUGGAAAUGCUGUUGACAGUGAACAGUGUGAUGCAGGUCAUUGUUGUAAGCUGUCUGAGUGGACAAUGUGGAGCGCCUGCAGCGUAAGUUGUGGUGGCGGAACUCGUGAAAGACACCGAAAAUGUUCUCAGGAUGUGCCGCAAAAUUAUGAACUUAGCAGGUCCUCAUAUUAUUCAAAAUUGAUACGAAAGCAUAUACCAGUGGGGCCUACUCCGCAGCACAAAUUUCGUCCUGUUGUCUUUGGGCAGUAUGGGAGAUCAAAUUAUGAAAGACAAGGCAUGAUAAAAUCAUUUGCAGCCGAAUUUUGCAAUAAUAAUAUGUUAAGAUCAAGUUUGCAACCGAUUGUACCAGUAAAACGAUUAGAUAGCUUAACACGAACACGUCGGCAAACAGAAACCGUUCGUAAAUUUGGACUGUUUGAACAAGAACUGCGUGAGGAAAAUAGCUGUGCCCAAAUAUCAUGCCCUGAAUUAAGCAAUGCUCGUACAUGCGGUUGGUCUCAUUGGACCGAAUGGUGCGGUUAUACAAGGUCAUGUAAUCAGGGUGAUCGGAUACGUACUCGAUACUGCGUUGAUGGUAUUUCAGCAAACGAUAAUACAUCAAAUAGCAACACUGAAAAAGACCUUUGCAUUCUUUCGGAAUGCUCCAUAGGGCGAGAAUCAGGAUUAGUAACAAGAGAACAGAGUGCAGGACCUUGUCUGUAUUCAGUUCAGUCGGACUUCCAUAAUCUUUUCCAACACAGCUUUCGUCAAAUAAUGUCAACCGUCAGUCGUGAUAAUGACAUGGAUUGUUUGUGGUCUUCAUGGAAUUCAGAAACUUCUUGUAUAGGUGGCUUCAAAACGAAAACACGAUCCUGUAUUGGAAUUUCAACAAAAACUAAAUGUCACUGUGAUGGUAAACUUGAGGAACAAAUUGUGUGCCUUUGUCCACGGCUGGAAAUGGUAAGAUCAAAUCAGAAGGUCGGUGCAGCAGCAGAAUUCACAUCACUAUCACCACUGAUAACGUCGAAACAAAUUGCAAUGCCUGAAGAACGAAUGACAGUUUAUCCCAGUAAUUUCACCAGAGCUUCUUGUUCAUGGUCACAGUGGGGAAUGUGGAGUAUUUGUUCUGAGACUUGUGGUGCAGGCAAGACCAUACGAAAACGUUUCUGUCCUUGCAGGUUCUGCAGUUUUGGAGAAUCUUUGGAAGUGCAAUUCUGUGAGUUGAUGAAGUGUUAA
Molecule: messenger RNA, 3495 nt
Organism: Brugia malayi
Lineage: Eukaryota; Metazoa; Nematoda; Chromadorea; Rhabditida; Onchocercidae
Exons: 24
Coding region: 1-3495 (1164 amino acids)
Source: RefSeq, a predicted model, not a curated record